Messenger RNA from Plasmodium vivax (malaria parasite P. vivax), 5973 nucleotides. RefSeq lists its product as hypothetical. The coding region runs from base 1 to 5973 and encodes 1990 amino acids. The transcript is spliced from 4 exons. The record is from RefSeq and is a predicted model, not a curated record. NCBI's taxonomy places the organism in Eukaryota, Apicomplexa, Aconoidasida, Haemosporida, Plasmodiidae.
AUGAAAAACAUCAAGCAGAAUAUCAUAAAUUUUAAGGACCUAGCCAAGCAGCUGGAGGCAUGUGUGCAGUACAACUCAACGGAUAUCGAAGUGAUGCAGGACAUUUACGCGGAAUGUAAAAAAGACCUAAUCACUCUGGAGAAGCUAACGCUGGAGGCUCUGGAAAAGGGAAACGCGCACCUGUUUGAGCAGCUGGUAGAGGCGUCCACCCACGUGAACCGAUCCAUCAAGCUGUUCGAAAGCUUCGAGAAAAACCACAAGGAGCGCGCGCGGAGCUUCCCAGAAGGAGGGGGGUCCCCGCAAAAUGGGGCGAUCCAAAUGGCACACGACGAUAGGGACUCUUCCAAAAAAAAAAAAUCGCACCAAGGGUACAAAAAGCAUGACAGCAAGAGGAGGGGCAAGAAAUACAAAGGCGCGGAUGACGAGGAGGAAGACAGCGAAAAGAGGAACCGAAGUAGGAGCCAAAGCAGGAGCAGAAGUGGAAGCUUGGGCAGAAGCUCCGGAAGAAGAAAAGAACAUGAAAAGAGGAAAAAGAAGAAGAAGGAGAAGGAUAAAGAUAAGGAGAAGGAAAGAAGGAAGUACCUCCAAAGUGAUGAAGACAAUAACAGCAAGGAAAAAGACACGCAUGAUAAUAAAAAAAUGAUAAAGUCGGACUCGCUAGAAUCCUUUAACAAAGCCUUUGGCACCUUCCAUGGUAGCGUGAACAUGCUGAGCAGCGAAAUAGAGGAGGACCUGGACGAUUUUCAAAUGAAGCAGAGGAAGCGGCAGAAGAAGAAAAAGAAGAAACAGCACGAUGGGAAGGUAAAGGGGCACCACGAUAAGGAUAACAAUAACCAUAACGAUAACGAGGUCGAAAAUGAUAACGAAAAUGAUAACGAAAACGACGACGAAAAUGAGCACGAAAAUGACAGCGAGGACCCCUUUCUAAGCAACAACCACAUCGAUUCGCUGGACGAUGUAAGCCCGCUCAGCAGCAACACGACAAAGGGUAAAGCGAACAAGGGGGGAAAAGCAAUCAGUGCACACGGCAUCCACGAACCAGUGGUCAUAGUCAUUCACAUCUCAGACAUUAUAAACGUUUCACGAAAUGUUAAAACGAUUUUUAUAUACCUAACCCUAAAAUCGAUGGAUAACCAAAUUAGCAUCAGGAAGAAGAGCAAAAAUAAACACGUUGACAAUUUUUCUGUAAAUGUUUCUGAACUUUUUGAAUUCUCCGUUUUUUACAACAAACAGUUUUUCCUAUACAUCGAUGUGGUGGACACAGAGAAUAACAGCCACUGCUACACAUGCUUAAUAAAUUUGAAUAAUAAAAUUUUGAAGAAAACUAAAUUUUGUGUCCCUACGGCAUUUUUAUUAACCCAAGUCAGUGACCGUUUUGGUGAUGAUGGUGGGAACCAAAAUUUGACUCCCACCAACCCGGUAGCUUUUCCUGCCAGUUAUCAAAAUAGCAAAGGUGAAAAUAUCGAUAUGGCUCUCAAAGAUUUCUCCUUUAUAUCCCCCACAGUUAAUACCUUUCCUGGGGGAAGUCCCUUGGAUCACCGCGGGUUGGGUUACCAGCCGUUUGGCAGCCCCCCAAAUGAUGACCUCUUCGGUGACAACCCCACUGGCAGCAACCGCGCGCAUAACCGCUUGAAUGAUUUUCACGUAUCACGGGCCAACCCCAAUAACGUAUACCCCGUGGGCAAAAACCUGAGGAACCCCAAUUUGAGCAACUUCAAUUUUGCGCGCACCAACCAGAACGGCCCCAAUUCGAACAACUUCAACUUCGUCAGCAGAAACGUUGCCAGUAGGAACCUAUCCGCUUGGGGGAAUGGCAACCAGGGCUUCGGCGCGCCCAGUUUUGGCGGUCCAUCAUUUGGGGGUCCCUCUUUUGGUGGCCCAUCAUUUGGGGGUCCCUCGUUUGGCGGCCCCAACCGAAGCCUCAGCAACCCCUCCUUUAGCAACCACAGUUUUGGUCAGCCCAACUUUGGUCAGCCCAAUUUUGGUCAGCCCAAUUUUGGUCAACCUAAUUUUGGCCAACCCAACUUUGGCCAACCCAACUUUGGCCAGCCCCACUUUGGCCAGCCCCACUUCGACCCCUUCCCCCUGGACCACCCCAACCAGAGCAACAAAGAGGGAGGCGGCUCCCCCCAGGUGGACUUCCCAAGCAGCAGGACACCCAAAGGGAGCGAAUCAAAUGAAGCGGAAGAGAGGAAAAAAAAAAACGAGCUAGCCAAAGACGAAAAGGACUUCUCAAGUGACUGCUCCUACAUCAUAAUGAACAUUUUUUUGAAAAACAAAGAUUUCGAUCACGAAACGGAAUUAAUGAAACAGAACAAUAUGAAUCUGUACAAGCAGCUAUACAACGUGUGCAACAAGGAAAAGGUGUAUUAUGAAAAUAAGAACAAAGAAAAUGAAAAGAAAAUAGAAGAACUAGACAAGGCAGUAAUGCUGCUCGAGCUGGACAACGAAAGCUACCUAGACGCCAACAACAAGUUGAAGGAAAUUAUCGAGUCGAAUAAAGAAAUAAUCAAAGUGAUUGAAAAUAUUGUAAAGAAGAAAAAUAACAAAAUAGAAAAACUGGAAAAAGAAAAUGAAAGAGUUGUACAGGCAGAAAAACUUAUCGAAGAAAAUAAAAAAGAAAACGUUUUCCUAUCACAACAAAUUACCAAACUGAGUAACAAUUUUAAGCAAAAUAAAAUCAAGUUAAAAGAUUCCAACCAAGUGAAUGAAAACCUCAACAGUAAGGUGAACAAUUUGAUAUUCCAACUGCAAAAUGCGCAAAUGAAAAAUGAAAAACUUUUGCUCUACUUAUCCUACUUGGUAAAGCAUAUCCACAAAAGCAGCUGCGAUGAUGAUGCCAAUAUGUUAAAUCUGAUGAAGUUAAAAAAAAUGAGCUGCACUUUACAAGGAUCACAGGUUGGUAGGGACUACCAGGAUAUGAUAGACGACAUUGCAAACAACUGCAGUUAUGUGAAGACCGGUUCUAAGUAUGAAGAUGUUCUGCUGAAUCAGUUCAUCAAAAGUCAGAAAAGGGUUAAUAUGAACCCAAAACUUUUGUAUAAAUUUCUAGGCAUACGGAAUGAUUCAAAAAAACAGAUUCUCAACUACAGCAGUGAUAACAGUGAUGGGAUCCUCCUCCCGAGGGGAAGCGGCAAAGGGGGGAGAAACACUCCCAGACGUAAUCUGCAAAAAGGGGACCUCGUGCCAAAUGAUGAUGCUUCCAAAAGUGCAACCCUCUCGGACGAAUUGGACGCGUCGCAGGAUGAAGGAAAGGACCUCCACAUUGAUGACUUCCUCGUGAAGGGGUACAAAAGGUAUAUUGCCGCGACGUCAUCCACGGAGGUAAAUCAGGAGGGUUAUCUCCUAAAGGGGGAAACCCAUCACCCAUUUGGGAAGAAAAAGAGGGAGCAGAAGAAUAAAGUUAAACGGGAUGAAAAAGGCACUCUCAAGGGGGUGCCCCAAAAUGAGCGCAAAGAGAGUUCCCAUAAGAGCCGCCCAUACGAGUUCCCCCAAAUGAACUGGAGCAGCGAUGAAGAGGCCAAGAAAAAACAGAGGCACUCCUUCGACGUGAAUGUGAAGCGAAUGGAUGAAGUGCAAACGGGGGAGGAAUCCCGAGGGAAAAAAAAAAAGAGCCACCUACUCAGUGAUAAAGAAAAAAUAGAAACGAGGCGAAUCCUAAGUGAGAUGAACAGCAACGUCCAAAUGAGGCACCAUACAAGCGAUAUGUUCCAUGACGAUUUUUUUAACCACCCGAGAGACCGCUCAGAUAAUGAUACAAAUAGCACAUUCUCCUUCAACGUAAAAAAUGUCGCAAAUUGGGGGCACCUGAAAAAGGAGAAGAGGGCCAAAAAGGAGGAGAAAAACGAAGAGGGGGAAGGUAACCCAAAUGAGACUUUCAAAAGGGGACGCCCAGAAUUAGGUGAAAAGGGGAAGGCGAAGCAGAGGAAGAAGCCGGGUUAUGCGGUGAAACAGACAGGGGGGAGAACUACCGGCGGAAAGGGCAAAAAGGGCCUGCUCAGAGACAUCACGGAUGAUGGUGAUGGUGAUGAUGAUGAUGGUGGUCACCACUAUGAUGCCGCUCACCACUAUGAUGACUCCGAUGGGGGGUUCCUCCCCCUGCGGAGCAGAGCGGAGAAACAAGGCAGGAAGAAACACUCCUUAAGCAACUACAAAAAGAAAAAGAGAAACAAAUUGGUAUACAACGAGAACUACACCUUUAGUAACUGUGAAAUGUCCAGCGACGAGGCACUCCAGGGGGUGGAAGGCCCCUCGAAGGUGAGGAGCAAAAAGGAGAAGAACAUUGUCAGUGAUAGCUAUUUAAACGAAAGGGGUAGAGCUAAGCGGAAGCAGAGGAAGCACGGGGAGGGUUCGCCCCUCUGGAGGGACCCCCUAGCGGAGAUGCAACUUGACGAGGAAAGGGCCCCCCCUCACGAUAGCAGCGGGGGAAGCAGCGGGGGUAGCAGCGGAGGUAGCAAUGGAGGUAGCAGCGGAGGUAGCAAUGGAGGUAGCAGCGGAGGUAGCAAUGGAGGUAGCAGCGGAGGUAGCAAUGGAGGUAGCAGCGGAGGUAGCAAUGGAGGUAGCAGCGGAGGUAGCAAUGGAGGUAGCAGCGGAGGUAGCAGCGAAGGUAGCAGCCGAGGAAGCGGUCGAAGCAGUCGGCGAGUGAGUCGCCGCAGAAGCCGAAGUGGAAAGCAGAAACGGGGGAAGGACGGCACACACCGGCGAUUCGUCCACUUGAAAAAAAAAACAACCAACGACUACAUGAGCGACUACAAAAGUUUCGAAAAAAAAUUUAACUACUUCGUGAAGGUGUCGAAAAACCUGCAAGGAAGUCUCCUCUCCAAUAACAGCGACAAAAUAAGUUACGCAGUUAAGAUGAACAAAAAAAGCUACUUCACAAAUUUGGAAAGAAUUAUUAACAAGUGCAAUAAGAAGGAGCAGACGUUUUCCUACCUCGACAGUUAUCUCAGCACGCAAAUCAAGUCGAAUUUUUUGUCAGACGAGGAUAUAAAGAAACAUAAAAGUAGGCUGCGCCACUUUUACAGCAAGAAUACCAAGGGCCUCAUUUUCGAAAACACCCUUGUUAAGAUAUAUGCCAAGCUUUACUACGUAAACGAAGAUUCAGGGAAAAGCAGUGGGUACAAAAAGGAAGGGCUGUCAUACCCUGACAGGCACGAUGCCAAUGGUGACACGAGCAAAGUUCGUCCGUGUGCAAGUGCCAACAAUGGUGCAUGCAAAAAUGAAGGCAAUAGAGUUAAAAGCGAAGAUGGUAACACCAUUGGGAAUGAGUGUAAAAAGGGGGCGGAAAACAAACCAGAGAAGAUACCAAAAAAAGAAAACAUCUACAUGAACAUUUAUGUGAAAUCAAUUCUGUAUAACAUCAUUUAUAUCAAAAGUGAUCUGAGUGAAAACAAAAUGGACCACAUAAAAGUGGUGAAAAGAAAUUUGAAAAAAAAUUAUAACAAAGUGACAGAAGAAAAUGACUACAUAAAUUUGAAGAAAAACGAAAUUUGCCUACUAUACACAUUAUGCUUUAAAAAAAAUCACCUUCACAAGUUACCCCUUUUCUUAAAUGUGGAAUGCUUAAACAAUGACAAUACUACCAUCAAGCUGAAAAUCGCUUUACCACUUCCCCACCUAUUCCUCCUCAAACCAAAUAGCUUUUAUCUCAACCAUUUUGUAAAGAACUUCUCCGGAAAGCACAAAUAUUAUUACAAAUCUUACUACUACAAUAUGCUAGACUUUUCAACGUUUAAAGAUUUCAUCAAUUCGAUCAAACUGUAUAACUCCUUUAACGUUUUCCAUUUUGACUCCUACAAUAUCCUGUAUAGCACGUAUCCCGUUAAUGCCAAAAGUAAGAUGCUUCUCCUAAUUGUCUGCGAUUUUGUGAAAAAAAAAAAUGGCGCUUCCAAUGAUACGGUGAAGUUACAUUUUGUGUCCCUCUCCAACAGUUUGAUUAGCUUCUCCGUAAAUUUGUUCAAGCAAAUUUUGUAG